Salmo salar (Atlantic salmon) is the source of this 898-nucleotide messenger RNA. The record is from RefSeq and is a predicted model, not a curated record. Lineage: Eukaryota; Metazoa; Chordata; Actinopteri; Salmoniformes; Salmonidae.
AUGGGGGAGAGUAUGCUGUCACCUCCAGAAGGAACUUUUCAACACAGGGUGCUGCCACAGCAUGUGCACAUUGUCACUGACUGGAGAGGUGACCACAACACAGAGGUCACAAGACUACACCCUGGAGAGUGCAAUAUUGACCGCAUCUCCCAAGACCACAGUGGGGACUCCAGCAGCCACAGUAGUGGCUCCUGUAAAGAUAGUAUUCAGGACAGAGCGGGGAGAGAGGAGGGCCAGGACCAAGGCCGAAUCCAGUGGGAGAGGAUCAGCUGCCAAGCUCAUCAUGUGCAGAGGAGGAGAAGGAAGACCUGGACCAUCUUCACUCCAGGUCAGGUGGAGAAGGAAGACCCGGACCAGCUUCACUCCAGGUCAGGAGGAGAAGGAAGACCCGGACCAGCUUCACUCCAGGUCAGGAGGAGAAGGAAGACCCGGACCAGCUUCACUCCAGGUCAGGUGGAGGAGCUGGAGAAGGUGUUCUUGGAGACCCACUAUCCUGAUGUCCACAUCCGGGACACACUUGCCUCUCAUCUGCAGCUCACCGAGGGAAGAGUACAGAUUUGGUUCCAGAACCACAGAGCCAAAUGGAGGUAGACUGAGAUGCUAAGGGACGUGGAAAUGAUGGCCAGAGACCAGACCCCUAUAUGUACAUUCAAACCUGGGCUUCUUUAUAGUGAGGUGGGUAUAAUAUAGUUUUAAUCAAAACCAGCAAGUGUAUAAUUACAUUGCAUAGGCAUCGAAACAAACUAUUAAAUACAAUAUGUGCAGUUUUAGAAUACUUGUAUUACCUGUCAGAUACAGAUCUGCCAGAUAAGGAUACAGAUACUCAGUAUACAGUGGAGGCUGCUGAGGGGAGGACGAUUCAUAGUAAUUGUGUACAGUCGUGGCCAGAAGUUUUGAG